Molecule: messenger RNA, 222 nt
Organism: Acanthoscelides obtectus
Lineage: Eukaryota; Metazoa; Arthropoda; Insecta; Coleoptera; Chrysomelidae
Source: the annotation of a GenBank genome assembly
AUGACCAGCUGAUUUUUCCAUAAUUUUAUCUUCCAAUUCUUUUUUUUAAAUUGGCCGUAUUUUCGAAAAACUUCUCUUCUAAUUAGGCUGUACAUUCGUGUAACUCCAAGAGUUUUCCUUCUAGAUCGGCACAAUUUUCCAAGAGCUUUCCUUCUAUGUUGGUACAAUUCUUCACGAGCCUUUUUUUCUAGCUCGGCUGAGUUUUCGAAAAGAUCGGCAUAA